Messenger RNA from Conger conger (European conger), 2705 nucleotides. RefSeq names its product speckle-type POZ protein-like. The transcript is spliced from 11 exons. The coding region runs from base 260 to 1384 and encodes 374 amino acids. Gene Ontology annotation, cellular component: nucleus; cytoplasm. Lineage: Eukaryota; Metazoa; Chordata; Actinopteri; Anguilliformes; Congridae. Gene Ontology annotation, biological process: proteasome-mediated ubiquitin-dependent protein catabolic process; regulation of proteolysis. Gene Ontology annotation, molecular function: ubiquitin protein ligase binding. The record is from RefSeq and is a predicted model, not a curated record.
CUUUGGGGGGCGUGCCAUUAGCCGUCAUAACUGUAACCCGGAUGUGUAACAGUGUCUGUCUGAAAACGCGAUCCGGCUAAAGGAACAGAAUCAGAGAGCUCAGCGAGUGCGCAGACAGACGGACGGACAGACGGGCAGACUGUCGGCACAGCUGGCUCAGUGCUGGCUGUCUCAGGCCGCACAGAUGUCUGCAGGACUUUGAUCUAAGACGAAGGCUGGCGCCUCCUCUGCUGUGACUCCCCCCAGCUCAGCGCUGGCCAUGUCAAGAGUUCCGAGCCCCCCUCCCCCGGCGGAAAUGUCAAGCGGCCCUGUGGCUGAAAGCUGGUGUUACACUCAGAUUAAAGUGGUGAAGUUCUCCUACAUGUGGACCAUCAACAACUUCAGCUUCUGCCGGGAAGAGAUGGGCGAGGUCAUUAAAAGCUCCACCUUCUCCUCGGGAGCCAAUGACAAACUGAAAUGGUGUCUGCGAGUGAACCCCAAGGGCCUAGAUGAGGAGAGCAAGGAUUAUCUCUCCCUCUACCUACUGCUGGUCAGCUGUCCCAAGAGUGAAGUGCGUGCCAAGUUUAAAUUCUCCAUCCUCAAUGCCAAGGGAGAAGAGACCAAGGCCAUGGAGAGCCAGAGAGCGUACCGCUUUGUCCAGGGGAAGGACUGGGGCUUUAAGAAGUUCAUCCGCCGGGAUUUCCUUCUCGACGAGGCCAACGGCCUGCUUCCAGAUGACAAGCUGACCCUGUUCUGUGAGGUGAGUGUGGUGCAGGACUCUGUGAAUAUUUCGGGUCAGAACACCAUGAACAUGGUGAAGGUUCCGGACUGUCGGCUAGCGGACGAGUUGGGAGGAUUGUGGGAAAACUCGCGGUUCACGGACUGCUCGCUCUGCGUGGCGGGGCAGGAGUUCCAAGCGCACAAGGCCAUCCUGGCAGCCCGCUCACCGGUGUUCAGUGCCAUGUUCGAGCACGAGAUGGAGGAGAGCAAGAAGAACCGCGUGGAGAUCAACGACGUGGAGCCCGAGGUUUUCAAAGAGAUGAUGUGCUUCAUCUACACGGGCAAGGCGCCCAACCUCGACAAGAUGGCCGACGAUCUGCUGGCAGCCGCGGACAAGUAUGCUCUGGAGAGGCUGAAGGUGAUGUGUGAGGACGCUCUGUGCACCAGCCUGUCCGUAGAGAACGCAGCGGAGAUCCUCAUCCUGGCCGACCUGCACAGCGCCGAUCAGCUCAAGACGCAGGCCGUCGACUUCAUCAACUACCACGCCUCGGAUGUGAUGGAGACGUUGGGCUGGAAGUCGAUGGUGGGCUCUCACCCUCACCUGGUGGCGGAGGCGUACCGCUCUCUGGCGUCGGCGCAGUGUCCCUUCCUGGGCCCGCCCCGGAAACGUCUGAAACAGACCUAGAGACGCGCACCACCACUCCCCCCCGCACGCGCCUUCCUCAGCCAAGAGCCGGGCUGCUCUCCUCCCGUCUCCUCAAAUGGACCUGACCGUUCCGCCAAAACCGUUGCUCUCUUUCUGCUCCCGGCGCUGCCCUGUUCGCUGCCUCUCUCUCUCUCUCUCUCUCUCUCUCUCUCUCUCGAGAUUGAUGCUCAUUGAAGCUGCAGCAGGAAGACUCAGAUGAACGGCAGAGCAGACAGAUCCAGCUCACCCCCCCCCCCCCCCCCCCCCCCCUCCUCCCGGGCACUGGAGACCCUGUGCGAAGGGCAGCACGGAGCAGAUUCUUCUGGAAGAUCAGACCGCUGAACUAGACCCCAUUUCAAAUCCGCACGGAUGUGAGACUCUGGGACCCUCGAUUCUACUUUCCGGUUUUUGGCGCUCCGUCUGAGAGGGAGAGGGCUGGAAACCAGGGCGCCUCUAAAAAAGCGUCAGUUAGAAAAGCGGCAAUUUAAAGAUAAAGACGGUAAAACGAUCGCAGGAUCUUAAACGGACAAAUGGGUGUUUACAAAUGUUUGUGAGACGGCGGCACCUGACCCAGUUGUCAUCCGUUAGAGAGAAUCUGAGACGGCGCUUGAAAAGGCUGCACCGAGAUGAAACGGCGGGGCCUACUUCUAGUAUCGCUUCUCUCGAAAAUCUGCUCUCCCCUUUCUGCGGCUCCGCGUAGAGGAAACCGAAGGCGACCAAAAUGUGGGAGGCAACGGCAAUUAGCAGAGUACUGAAGAGACAGCCUGAAGCCAAGCGUCUGCAACAAGACGAGGUGCCGCGCUGAACUUUGAGACGCGCUUUACCUUUACAAAACAAGCCACGUAAGCAAAGCCUCAGAGAUAAAAGGGCAGAAAAUAUAAAUUCCAAUUUUUUUUGACAUCUUUUGUAUUUGAAGUUUUCUCCCAGUAGCACUUGCGUAAUUAAAAUCCAAGAGUUCUGUAGGGAUAGAAAAAGGACAAAAAAGGGACGAUAAAGGAAAGCGCGGGUGAAUUUGAUGGUCGGUGCCGCCGAACAUUCGCCUGGCGCGUGACGGGCUUUGUGCUUUGAUUUCUCCUUUUGAUUUCAGGCGAUAAAAGACACUUACAGUAAAUGUCUUUUCAUAGAAGUUUGUACAAACAUCUGUGUUUUCAGAAGAGGAAAAAAGUAGUUUUUUCUCCAUGAAAAUUAAAUGCAAACAAGAUUUUGGUUUGGGAAUAAAUGAAAGUGAACACGUUUUAAUGUUCGGGAUAACCAAACUAUUUCUGUAAGAAAAGGGCAAAAAAGCAAAAAAUAAAGACACCAUUGGUUCUUUUUACUUGAA